Acanthosepion pharaonis is the source of this 954-nucleotide messenger RNA. The record is from the annotation of a GenBank genome assembly. Lineage: Eukaryota; Metazoa; Mollusca; Cephalopoda; Sepiida; Sepiidae.
AUGUCAUUUAAAUGCCUGAUGGCCUCUCCCUCUCUCCCACCCCCUGCCUCGCCUCUCUCGGAGGACACACCUGAAAAGCCUUUUUCCUCUCUCAUGAACCCUUUGCACUACCAUCUCCGCCUCCUCUCUUAUCCCCCCACCUCUCUAAAAGCAUUUCUAUUACACCCCCCCAUCUUUCCUCGCUUGGCAACUUUAGCUAACCCCUCCAGAACAUCUCUAAAUGAAGCCUUAUUAAUAAUACUUUCUGGCUUGCCCCCCCAAGAAAAGAAGAAGAAGAAGAAAAUGCCCCCCCAUUGUAUUCUUCUCUCAAAAAGGAAUUUCUUGCCUCCCAGCCUCGCUUCUUCCGGAAAGUUUGAACCCCCAGAUCACCGAAAAAAAACAGCCAGAAGGAAGGUCUCUCCCUUCUCUCUUGCCCCCAGCCCUGCUCUUCUCUCCGCCACUCUCUCUUGCCCCCCAGCCUCGCUUCUCUCCUUCACUAUCUUGCCCCCACUGUUGUAUGAUUAUCCACCACUUUCUCUUUUUUUUUUUUCUCUUUCAUUAUUAUAUCGCUUCUUGCCCCAAUCUCUCUUUUUCCCCCAGCCUGCUUUCUCUGCCAGCCUCUCUUGCCCCCCCAGCCUCUCUUCUCUUCCCCAGCCUCAGCCCCAAUUUCUUCUCCGCCUCUCUUGCCCCCCACCCACUUUGCUUAUCUCUGUCUCUUACCCCUGCCUUUUAUUACAUAUUUCAUCUUUUCUUUUUGCCUUUUAUUACAUAUUUCAUCUUUUCUUUUUGCCUUUUACUUUCUAUCACUAUUUCUUCCUCUUUUCAUUUCCUGUCUCAUCUUCCUAUAACUUAUUUCUUCCACUUUCGAUCACUUCCAUUUUCAUUGUCUACUUAUUUGGACACCUUUUUUCUGUCAUUUUCUUUAAAAGCUUCAUCUUUUCUCUUCAUAUUUUUAUUUUUUAUUUUUCUCACUAG